Messenger RNA from Saccharomycopsis crataegensis, 996 nucleotides. RefSeq names its product AMP-activated serine/threonine-protein kinase regulatory subunit SNF4 (gene SNF4). The transcript has a single exon. Bases 1 to 996 code for a protein of 331 amino acids. Gene Ontology annotation, cellular component: cytoplasm; nucleus; nucleotide-activated protein kinase complex. NCBI's taxonomy places the organism in Eukaryota, Fungi, Ascomycota, Saccharomycetes, Ascoideales, Saccharomycopsidaceae. Gene Ontology annotation, molecular function: protein kinase binding; AMP binding; protein kinase regulator activity. The record is from RefSeq and is a predicted model, not a curated record. Gene Ontology annotation, biological process: protein phosphorylation; regulation of catalytic activity.
AUGUCUACCACCACAGAGGAAACAGAAAAGUACAUAAACCAGGAGCAGCACAAAGCUAUUCAAGGGAUAAGGCUAUUUUUAAAAUCAAAAUCUUCUUAUGAUGUUUUGCCUGUGUCUUUCCGUUUGAUAGUGUUGGAUACUUCAUUGCUGGUGAAGAAAUCUCUCAAUAUCUUAUUACAAAAUUCUAUCGUAUCCGCUCCUCUCUGGAACAAUCAAACCUCUAGAUUUGCAGGAUUGUUGACUUCUGCAGAUUUCAUAAAUGUUAUUCAAUAUUAUUUACAAAACUUGGAUCAAAUACAGCUCAUUGACCAAUUGACCUUGAACGAAUUAAAGGAUAUAGAAAAGGCCAUUGGUCUUAAGCAGAUCGAAACCUCCUCGAUUCCACCUUUUACAUCUCUAUUUUUAGCUUGUGAAAAGAUGUUGUUGUCAAACGCUAGAAGAAUUCCUUUGAUUGAUGAAGAUAAAUUAACACAUAGAGAAAUUAUCGUCAAUGUCUUAACCCAAUAUAGAAUAUUGAAAUUCGUGUCGCUAAAUUGCAAAGAAAUAAGAAUGUUAAUGAAACCUUUGAAGGAUAUUAAGUUUGUGAGCGAUAAGAAUAAGACUACUUUGGUGAAAGCUAACUUGAAGACCCCUAUCUUGGAUGUCAUUCAUAUCUUGACACAAAAUAAUAUCUCUGCUGUUCCAAUUGUUGAUGAAAACGACAAAUUGAUUAAUGUUUAUGAAGCUGUUGAUGUGUUAGGCUUAAUCAAGGCGGGAAUUUAUAAUGAUUUAUCUCUUACUGUUGGCGAAGCCCUCAUGAGAAGAUCUGACGAUUUUGAAGGUGUUUACACCUGCACUCUAAAUGAUAGUUUGGCAACGAUAAUGAGCACUAUAAAGAAAUCCAAGUUACAUCGUUUGUUUAUAGUCAAUGAAGCAUCUGGAGUUGUAGGGGUUCUAACCUUAAGUGAUAUCUUGAGGUAUUUGUUGUUCAGCAAUGAUGAUGAAAUCUUAUCCUAA